AUGCAAUAUGGUACGAUUUUUGCCACUGGAUCAGGCCCGUCACUGCACAUGCGUCCUUCUCCUGUAAAAGCGUUUUACGGCCUAAAAAUUGACAAAAAAAUAUUAUUUACUUUCAGAUCCCGAUUUCGCCUUUCGCAUUCAUCCCAAAUCCGAUCCCAAUAACGACUUCUUCAUCGACAAAGAUGGGAAUUUGCAUGUCAACAAGCAACUUGACUGGCACACGACUUCCACUUACAAUCUUUCUAUUCAAGUUCAAGACGGUCUGUGUUGGAAUUCCUCCCAUUUUGACUUCAUUACCCUCGGAAUUCGAGUGAUUCCAAGUGUAAUUAGCCGUCAUUUUAACACUGAAGAUCUAAACCAACAGUUCUUCGUGUCAGAAAACGCCAAAAUAGGCGAGAUUGUCGGAAAAAUCGAGCUUGAAAAUAUCGUUUAUGAUCGCGAAAAUGAUGACAUUAUCUUCGAAAUCGAGGACUACGGCAACUCCGCAAAGUAUUUGCAGUUGAAUCCUGUUACGGGAGAGAUUGUUUUGAGUCAUCAAUUGGAUUUUGAGCAGAUGAAACAAGUCUAUAUGCACGUCAUGGUAAAAGUUGUGGGAGAAGAAGUGGAAGAAGUUCAGAUUGCCGUGAUUGUAAACGUUCUGGAUGAGGAUGACAAUGACUUUGAGGUCGGUUAAAAAUGAAAUUGCAGUUAAUAUUUUUUCAAAGAUUGUGUAUACAGCGACGGAUCUGAUCCAGCGGCAGAAAGCGUUCCAUUUUGCAUCCGGGAAGUAUCAAAAAUGUAACAAAAUGCCUCCCUUUCCAACUAACAAAUUGUAAAAAACCUCCUUGUUUGAAGGUGCGUCGUUUCUCUCACAAAAAAGCGAGCGCGCUUUUGAAAUCGGAGUUUCCCCACUUGCAGAGUGAGGUAUUUUGCUACAUUUUUUGAUACUUCCCGGAUGCAAAAUCAUAUUUUUUGGACACUGGAUCAGGUGUGGCACUGAAAACUUGUUAAAAAAAAGCAUUUAUCAUCAAAAAAGCCGCUACGCCACUCGGAGGCGCGCCUCCGAGUGGUUACGGCUGCAGAACUUGGCGAAAAAGACCAAUACCUCGCUUACGCCUCAUAUGCAAGAUCUUGAAGGCAUCUGUUUGACAGCAAUCCUUUUUCAGUUGAAAUUUCUUGAUCAUCCCAUCAACUUGUUCGAGGACGUGAGAGUUGGAACAUUUGUGGCUCAACUGAAUAUCUCCGACGCCGAUAGCGGUCAUAACGCCAAAACCUUUUGUCAAAUUGUCGAGGGCGACAGAGAACGGAGAUUUUACUUGGAUUCGGUCAACAAUAUCAUCACUGUUCAGCGGGCUUUGGAUUAUGAAGCCAAGUCCGAAUACGAACUGGCAAUUUCUUGUCAAGACUUUGGUCGGAAGUGGAAGGAGAAACAAGGGUAUGAAAUAUAUCGGAUUACUGAAUAUUUAGUCUUGAAUUUGGAUAUCUUAACUUUUGCUUACUGUAGGAUCCUCAAGAUCAAAAUUUUCGACGUGAACGAUGAGCCACCCGUAUUUGAACGGGGAAAUGUUUUCAAUAUCGAUAUAAUGGAGAAUUUGGAUGUUUCUUCACCUGUUUUUAUCGACUAUAUCAAAGCAAUCGAUAGUGAAAAGGUAAGUCUGAAUGUAUAUGUUGAUUUCAAGCGGUGGGGCGCACGGAAACCCAGGGAGUCUUCCGCUAAUCGACACCCGCCCAGUAUCGGUUGAACUCAAACGAAAUGUCAAAAAUGAAUUUUUCGUGGUGCUUUCCGACCGAAAAAUAUUUUUUGAAAAAUUAGUUUACUGAUCCAGUGAAAAAACGUACCAUUUUGUAUCCGGGAAGUAUCAACAAUGUGGCAAAAUACCUCCCUCUCCAAGUGAAAAAACGAUUUCAAAAGCAUGCUCUUUUCAUGAGGGAAAGGGGGCGCCCUUCAAAACAAAGUUUUUUCACUUGGAGAGGGAAGCAUUUUGCCACAUUUUUGAGGGGAAGGGAGUAGUCUGGGAGCAGGGGGUAUAUUCCUUGGGCCACAGGGAGCCACCGUGAAAAAAAAUUUUUGCAAAAAGAGUGCUUCGGUCCCCCCUUACCUACUUUUUUUCGGCCUCCAGCAUCCGGGGUGUGGUACCCCACCCCGCAAGAUACGUCUUUGCAAAAGACUGAAAUUUCAGAAUCUUUCCAUUUUCACCAUUUUUUCAGGGUUCAAAUGGCGAGAUCUCCUACAUUCUCCAUUCCCAGACCGAUUUUUUCACUCUAAACUCAACAACUGGCGCCCUCUACCUAACUAAAAAUUUGUCGGCCAUAAAAACUACAGUAAUCCCACUGACCAUUCAAGCUGUUGAUCGUGGAGAAUUCGCGUUGUCUUCUACAGCAACAGUCAAUAUUCACGUUUUCCCGUCAAAAAAUUUGAGGAAAUGCCAGUUCCCAGCAAAGAUUUAUCGGAAAUUCGAGGAAAACCGAGAAAUUAAUGGAAGUUUGGUGACAAUUUCACCGAUCAGAGAGUGCGGAGAUGUUGUGUAUAGUUUGAAGACGUUCUAUGAUGAUUUUCGGAUCAAUUCAACUACUGGGGAAUUAAGCUUUAUUGGGAAAUUUGAUGCAGAAGUGAGGGUAAGUAGAGUGAAAAUUUGGGCGAUUUUUGCAAGGGGAGUAGUCCAAGUGCAACGUUCAGAUUUUGAUAAAAGUUGGUAAAAUUUUAGAAAAAUUUUUGCUAGUGCAUAUGCCAGAUUUUUAGCUCGCGCUUUGCAGAAACAACCGAGAUUUUUUGGUCGAAGGUUCGAAAAAAAAGUUGACACUUGACACUUUUUUCGAAUUUUCGCAUGAAAAUUUUCAUGCUUAUUUCUACUGUAUAGAGUAAUGUUUCCACAGAAAAAAUAAUUUUUUCCCCACCAAGCUGGAAAGAUAGUUAAAAUUAGAGAAAGUGAAAAUAUUGCAAGUCUUCGCCAAGUCUCCGCCGAGCCUUCGCCAAGGCUCCGCCGAGCCUUCGCCAAGGCUCCGCCGAUCAUCCAACGGACUUUCCAGGCCUUGUAGUCAUUUUCUACAAACGCUUUUUGGGUAUCCACGUGCCCUACGUCUUGUUUUGAUCGAUUUUAUGGUGACCCGAACUGUCGUCGACUUGAAAAAUCGUGACGCGAAAAUCUUGAUUUUUUCGCCUUUUAUUUUUUUUUUGUAUUCAAGAUUUUCCUUAAAAAAAUGUCUAAAAAUCUCUUAUUUUCCGGUUCGAGUUUUUACUCAUUUUUAUUCGUCGGUGACCCCUCUCCGCGUUUUGCGUACUCUCUCGGCCGCCAAGAUUGUUCAAUAUCCCGGCUUCGCCUGUAAAACGAGAGGCAAAACUUUCAGGAAUUGAAAUGUGGCACACAACUAACGUGUGGGCAAAACCAAAAGAAAAUCUACUUGGGGUACUUCCCUUGUCAGCAAAAAUGGCGAAAAUCACGGAAAUGAAAUGGCGUCAUUUUUUAAAAUCCUGUCGAAUUAGCGACUCUAAAAUUUUUCCAAAAAUUUACAAUCACAUUUUUUCAGAACACCUUCGAAAUUGAUAUUGAAGCGAUUGAAAUCACUGAAUUUAUCAACUACCCCAACAAAAUAUCGCUCAUUCUCACCGUCGUGGACGUAAACGACAACCCACCCGAAAUUCUCACCAAAGAUUUUGACAUCUACAUUCCAAAUACCACCUCUUCAAACCAAAUUCUAUAUGUGAUCAAUGCUCAAGAUCCCGAUUUUUCUUCGUUUGGAAAACUUUCGUAUCAAGUGUUGGGAGAGGCGGCAAAAACGUUUACAAUCGACAAAUUUGGAGGGCUCCGGUCGAUUGAAAGAGAGCUAAAUGAAGCCAAAUAUGAGUUGACGAUACUGGUUCGAGAUCAAGAUGGGCUAAAUUCCACAGUGGCCAUCAAUUUUUACACCGCCAACGCGGAGAAAUUUGUGGUGGAAAAGGUGGGAAAUGAUGAUUUUUUUGAUUAUUUUUUUCUUCAGAAUAUUAAACUUCAUGAACUUCAAGUCACCGAGAACUCCAAGGACGACUUGGAAUUCGGUCUUCAAGCCUAUUUCCACGAAGACCUCAACGACUUGGAGAUUUCGAUUAUGGCUGGCAAUAGGCUCAGUUUUUACAUUGAUGAUGACAAAGACUUUGUGGUCAAAGAGCUGGAUCGGGAACAGUAUCCCUACCAUCGCAUUUUUCUCCGCGUUUGCAAUAAGAAAACCCCGGCGUUUGGGUCGGUAAUUGAGAUGAAUGUCGAGGUGCUUGAUGAGAAUGACAAUGCGCCGAUUUUUGAAAAGGUGAGUCAGAGAAACUAGUACCGACGAGAGCCCGGAAAGAAAAGGCCCCAAAGGUGAAGGAGUCCCCAAUACGAAGAGGCCCCCAAAACGAUCAGACCCCUUAAACGAAAAGGCCCCCCCCAAUAUGAAGAGGCUCCUUAAACGAAGAGGCCACCUAUACGAAAAGGCCCCAAAAACGAAGAGGGCCCUAAAAGUGGAUAAGGCCCCAAAACGGAGAAGCCCAGACAGUGAAGAAGUCCACAUUACGAAGAGGCCACAUAAACGAAGAGGGCCGUAAAAUUGAAUAAGUCCCCCGAUACAAAGAGGUCCCCCAUCCGAAAAGGCUUUAAAAGUGAAGGAGUCCCCAAAACAAAGAGGCCACAUAAACGAAGAGGCCCCGAAAAAGAAGAGGUCCCCCAAAAAGAAGAUGAUUCCUACACGAAAUCGCAGUGAAACGAAGGGGUCCCCCAAAACAUAAAAAAGGUCCACUUUUAAAAAAUCGAAAGAAGGGGUGACAUGUUGUACGACAAAAAAAUUUUUUGCAAAAUGGAAAAAUAAGGAUUGCCAUGUUUUACGAUAAAAAAAUUUUUGGGGGCCAUAGGUCCCCAUGCUAUGUAUACGCAUACCAAUCCUUAUUUCCAGGAAAUCUACUACCUCAAAAUCACCGAGAACACAUUGCCUUCAGCCCCUUUGCUUCAUCUAACCGCAAGCGACGCUGAUUCCGGCGAAAACGCUCAAUUCACAUUCACUAUUAGCAACUUGGAUGAGAACUACGUUACUCCGUUUGCGAUUCAUCCGCAAAACGGCUACCUUAUUCUAAGAGCUGCACUGGAUCGAGAGGAAAAGUCAUCGUAUUUGUUGGAAAUCGAGUGUGUCGACGAUGGAAAUCCCCCGCAAAAGGGGCGAACCAUGGUGUUUGUUACAGUGGAGGAUCAAAACGACAACCCUCCGAGGUUUAGCAGUCUGUUGAAAGUGAGUAUUGAACAGCUAUUUGCGAAAUGCAAGGGGUUGUAAAAUCGGCAGUGAUCGUUUAAACGAGUGAUCCUCGAAAUUUCAGGCGGAAGUGCUUGAAAACCAGCCAAUAGCUGACGUUUUUUACACUGUAAAAGCUACUGAUCUGGAUGAAAAUAUGGAUGGGAUAAAGUACGAGAUAGUUGCGGGGAAAUACAGUGAUUACUUCGAAUUGAAUAGCACUAGUGGAGAGAUGAAAUUGAAAAAACAGUUGGAUCGAGAGGAGAUGGAUGAAAUUGAUUUGAAGGUAAGGGAAUUCGUGAUAAAAGUCGAUUUGCAAGCCAUGGUUCACGAAAAUUUAGAACCAGCCGACAUCUAUAUAGCCCGCGCGCUGAGCUGCGGGUUUUAAUUUUCGGCCCGGCCCAAGAGCCAUUUGUGACAAAAGCACAUCAAAUUUGUAGCAAAAAAGUUCUGGUCUGGCUGACUCUCACUUUUUGCGCUAUCUCUGGAAACAAAAAGUUUUAUAAUAUAUUUACCAUCAGUCUGUCGGGAAAAUAAUGAGCGCUCUGCCGCUUCGAGAAUAGCAUCGCCGCCGAGAAAAUGAAUCGUGUCGCGACAAAAUCAAAUCGCUUUUUACUUCGGCGACGCGAUUGGCGCGAAAAAAUUUGCUCUUUAUUUUCCCGACAGAUUGAUUUCUAGACUACUGCUGGAAUCGCAGUAGAUGACACAAAUAUUUAUUGAAUAAGAUGAAAAAAUCAUCAUAGCUCCUUCUUAUUGUAUCAAGCGAUAUUUUCAGAUAUCCUGUCAUGACGAUGAAUGGCAAGUGACGACUCAAAUGACUGUGAAAAUCCUCGAUUACAACGACAAUCCUCCCGUUUUUUCGAAUAGCUCUUACUUUUUUACUGCAAACCAAACUGCUGCUAUUGGAGAAGUUGUUGGAAAUGUAACAGCGAGUGAUGAGGAUCUUGAACAAAACUCGGUUAUAAGCUAUUUCCUGAAUGAGUCCAACGAAUAUUUACGAGUGGAUGUGGCGACUGGAAAGUUGGUUAUUAUAAAGAAAUUGGACGGACUUAAAACGGAUCAAAUGGAGAUGACUGUCAAAGCGAGAGAUCAUGGAUAUCCAAGUAUGGAGAGUGAAGCAAAAAUUGUUGUUCGAAUUCAAAGGACCGAGAAGGAAAGCAAAAAAAUUUAUGAUGACAUAAGACUGGAGCUCCCCAGGAUACAAACAAAAUCGAAUCUAACCUACAUUAGUACCAUCGAAGAUGCUAAUCAGGUACGUUAAAAGCUCUAAUUUUUGGCGAGGCAGUUUUUCUGACAAGGUGUUGGAAUGCUAUGACCCGAUUUGAGUCCUCAUAGCCACUAUGACAAAAUCAGGUCAGAAGCUACUAGACAUGGCUUCCAGGCCGGCCCGGGCUGAUGCUAAUUUCAAGCAUAGGCCCUUGAUUAGUCAUCGUUAUCGGGCCUAACGACGUCUAACCGAGCCGUGACGGGUCCGACCUAAAUUUCUCCGGCUAGUGCCGGACCGACCAAAGUUUGGAACGGGUCGGGCUGGGCUAAUCUUUUCUGGCUUUGCCUCAUACCUAAGCGCAUCUCUACCCCCUCCCUACUACCGCCUACUUUGGCCCAAAACGCCUUUUCAAGUCAUGGACAAAGACUUCGAGGUAUUUAACGGAGGUCCGACGAAGAUUAGGCGAAAACUUGACGAAGGCUUGAAAAGGACCGAACCCGCACCGUCUGGCGCAGAAAGCGAGCGCACUGACCACUCGGCCACUACUGCAGAUGAAAUAACUUGUUUCUUUUGAGGGGGCUAUUCGCUUAUUUUGGCUAAACUUUGCGGUCGAUUUUCUCGGCCGAGAAGCCCCGUAAGAACUUUUGGAAAUCAGUUUUGUGAUUGAUUUCCGCUUCACAUUUGAAACCUACGCUUCACGUUUGAAACCUACUAGGUCCCAUUCCAAGGUCCGUCAGCAAAAAAUGUGACUUCCUUUGUUAGAACAUGGCUAGAGCCACCUCAAGGUAUCGACAACUUGACUUACCUCCGACCCGGGUUGCCAAGACUUCUCUUUAACAUGCUGCCACAAAUACGGCCAUUUCACCACUGUAAAACUCCCUAAUCCUUAUUUUUCAGCCCGUCUCCAUGCCAGCUAAUUUUAUCAGCGAUAAAUUCAAGCUGAAACUCUCACACAGGACAACCAACGGAACUCUUAUUGGGCAGUUGCAAACCACACAAGUCAGCGCCAACAAGCCAAGGAUCUUGCUUCAAAAACAAGAUUAUUUAAAUCUCCAAGGGGAAUACAACGAUGUUAGAGUUGUGAAAAAUCCCAAAAGGCCUGUCGACUUUUAUGCAAUCAUUGAACAACGAAGCUACGAAGUCUUGCCGUCGAUGUAAGUCUCGUUAAUUCCUUUAGAAAACACUGAUUUAGAACGCACGUUUAUGUCGAAGCGAACAACGAGAGAGCAACGCCGGUUUUUAAGCAAUCAGAAUACGCUUUGAAAGUGAGGGAGACAGCUGAGAUUGGCUAUGAAAUCGUAGAUUUUGAGUUGAAUUUGCCUUCAAACUCAGUCAUGAGUAUUGUAAAAGGAAAUGAUCGUCAUGUGAGUUAGACAUCUCCAUACGGGCUUUUUUUGGCAAGCUGUAAGAAAGGUUGAAAUAGGUUUUAUUAUCAGUUUGUCAAGAAAAUAAUGAGCAUACUGUCGCAUCGAAAAUCGCAUCGCCGCUGAGAAAAUGAAAUGUGCCGUGACAAAAUCGAAUUGUUUUUCACUUUAGCGACGCUGCACAGCGAGAAUGUGCUCAUUAUUUUCCCUACCCUGACAAGGGAAGUACCUCAAAUGCGACGCUCAGAUUUUCUUUAAAUUUACUUACACACGUCGGGCAUGGACUAAAUAUCAAUUCCUGAAAGUUUUAGCUCACGCUUUGCCGGCGCCGCCGAGAUAUUGCACGAUCUUUGCCGCUGAGAGAGUACCCAAAACGCGGAGAGCGCUAGGAUUCUCGCAUAUACUACAGAAAAAAUUAUUCUUAAUUUGUGCCAAGUUUCAUCAAAAUCUGAGCGUCGCACUUGUGGUACUUCCCCAGUAAGUGCAAACUUCGAUUUUCUUUAAUUUUUUUUUCAAUCUUCGGUCAUUGGCCACAAAUUUUGCUUCGACAAAUCCAACAAUCCUUAGCACCAGUGCCAAGGAUUGUUGGAUUUGUCAUUCAGUCUGUCGGGAAAAUAAUGAAGACAAAGUCGCUGUUGAGCCAUCGAUGCGAUGGCUCAUUAUUUUCCCGACAGCCUGAAAGCUCCAGGCGCUGCCGCAAAAAUCCCGAUGCCAUGCCUUGCCUCUUCAUCCGGCACCUCAAAGAAACUUCCUACCCCAUUUUUUCUAAUUUUUUCACACUAUCGCCUAAGGCGUUUUAUGAAAAUCGCUAUCGGAAAUUUUACAGUUUUUUUCAGUUAUUUGCAAUUUUCAGAACUUUUGCAUCAAAGGCUCCUCAAUCCUUUCGAUUUGUCAUCCCCUCAAAGCCCAUGUUCAACGACAAUACAACCUGCAGCUCGUCAUCUUCACCAACAACAUUAUUGCUUCUCGCGCCAUGAUUAAUGUCACAGUAGUCGACGUCGACAACCAUCCUCCGAGAAUCCGAGAAGGCUUUGAAUUUUUCCGAAUUCUCGAGAAUCUACAGCCCCAUUCAACGAUCGGAAAGAUGCUGAUUUCCGAUGCUGAUAGACCAGAAAGUCCGCAGAAAUUUUCGUUCGAAAUUUUAACGGAGAACUCGGAUAUUGCCAUUGAUAAUGAUGGAGUGAUUUUGUCGACCAAAAAAUUCGAUCGAGAACUAAAAUCAAUGCUUCGUUAUGACGUCAGAGUUUCGGAUAUGGCUGGAAAUUCAGCGAUCUCGACGAUUUAUAUCGUAAUUGAAGAUCAGAUCGAUAAUUUAGCAACAAAUAAUGCUGUUAAUUACCAUUAUUCCGAUGUGGAUUUGCCAAAAAAUACUUGGUUGCCAAACCUACAGCCAGCCAGUCAAGAUUCAGCAAUCCACAAGGCGAUUUGCAACGAAAUUUCAACGGAAAAAAUCAUGGUUUUUAACAAUUGCUCAGCGAUUUUUAAUGGCCUUGGAGAAAGAAGUGAGAGGCUGAAAAUGUCAGCAAAUGUCACCAAUGACAAGAUGGUUAACUAUACGAUUAAAUUGGAGGUUUAUCGACCGAUUCAUGGGUAUGACUCGAAUUUGGAUGCAAUUGCUGUGGAAAUGGUCGGAACGGAAAAUGGAGUCGCUCAAUUUUUCAGAAUGCUGAUGAAACUUAAUGAGGAGGUGGUAAGUUGAAUUUUUGUAGAGACUUUGUGCAAAUCAGACCUCGAAUUUUCGAUAAGACAUGUGAUAAAUUUGUACAGUGACGGACCUGAUCCAGUGGCAAAAAACGUACCAUUUUGCAUCCGGGAAGUAUCAAAAAAUGUGGCAAAAUGCCUCCCUCUCCAAAUGAAAAAAACUGUUUUGAAGGGCGCGCUCUUUUUCCUCAUAAAAAGAGCGAGCGCGCUUUUGAAAUCGGGUACCCCUAAAAAGCGAAAAAAAUACAAAAAAAUGAGAGCAAUGUGGUGACAGUACAGUAAAAAGAAAAAUAAAAAUCGACAGGAAAAUAUUUUUUUUUUUAUUUUAGCCUAACAAAAAAUUUUAGUUCAGAAAGGGUUACUGUAACGAAAUUUUUUGAGUGAAAAUCAUUCCAAAAUUUCCGGUGUGAAAUCAUGUAUACAGGACCUGGUACAGUGGCAAAAAAGGUACCAUUUUGCAUCCGGGAAGUAUCAAAAAAUGUGGCAAAAUGCUUCACUUUCCAAGUGAAAAGCAUCUUUUUUUUAAAGUCUUUUUCACGUAAAGAGCGAGGUAUUUUGCUACAUUUUUUUGAUACUUACAGGGUGCAAAAUGGUACGUUUUUUGCCACUGGAUCAGGUUCUCCACUGCUAUGAUGCUUCUCAAGUUUUUGCCGCGGAAAAAAAUCCGACAAAAUCCAGAAAACCCGUCAUCCAAAUUGCGCUGUUUUGUACCUAGAUUUUGCUAUGGUGCCUUAUAGGGUAUUCCAAGUCAUAUACAUGAUAUUUUGUAAAAUACGUACCUGCUAAUACCACCAAUGUAUUUUCAGAAGCUCCGCUUCAUUUCAUCAUCACUCCUCUCGCCUUUUCGCCAUAAGAUAAUCUUGUCCAUGGAAGAUCCAAAUGGAACUUUGCCCACGACAACGGCAGCCAAAUUCGUAGAGGAUUUCUAUCAUAAACACGCCUCCAAGCUGAGUGUUUACGACUUGAAGGCCCGCAUCAACCUCUGCAUUAGCGACUGUUUGAAUGGAGGGAAGUGCAAAGCGACGACGACGAACAAACGGAAUAUCUACAGGAACUUUGAUUUCGUGGUCCAUGUGAGGAAUGUGGUUUGGAAGUAGGUGUUUUUUUUUCAUUGUCAGCUACAGCGGGGUACCUGAUCCAGUCGCAAAACACAUUCCAUUUCUCAUCCAGGAAGUAUCAAAAAUGUGGCAAAAUACUUCCAUUUCCAAGUGAAAAAAAUCCGAUUUUAAAAACGCGCCUGCUUUUUCUGUGAGGAAAGAGCGCGCCUUCAAAAAAAGAGUUUUUUUUUCACUUGGAGAGGGAAGCAUUUUGCCACAUUUUGUGAUACUUCCCGGAUGCAAAAUGGUACGUUUUUUGCCACUGGAUCAGGAAUGUCACUGUAUAUGUUUUGACCUUUUUUAAUGUCAUUGGCGAACGUGGGAAUAACGCUGGGCUCCGGAAAAAAUAUUAUAAUUUAUAACAAUAGCGCUAAUAUCAGUAUGUCGGGAAAAUAAUAGGGCAAAAAUGUCUCGCCUCAUCGCAGUCACCCAAUCAAUCUCCAGCUUAGACUAGUCGUUGCAAAUAUGAAAGGCGAUUUCAAGGCGCGAUGAAUCCACAUUAUUUUCCCGACAGACUGAUACUUCUCAAAAUCCACAUUAUUUUGCCGACAAACUUAUACUACUCAAAAUCCGCAUUAUUUUCCCGACAAACUUAUACUACCCAAAAUCCACAUUAUUUUCCCGACAAACUUAUACUACCCAAAAUCCACAUUAUUUUCCCAACAAACUUAUACUACUCAAUAUCCACAUUAUUUUCCCGACAAACUUAUACUACUCAAAAUCCACAUUAUUUUCCCGACAAACUUAUACUACUCAAAAUCCACAUUAUUUUCCCGACAGACUGACAGAAGUGUUAAAACUGACCCUUUGAAGUAUUAGUUUAAAAGCGUUGUCAACUGUUCAUAUACGUGCUUCAUUUUCCCAAAUUCUCACUUUUCAGAUGCAACUGCCCUACGCCAACUUCUGACGAGUUCUGCGGAAAUUCUUGCGAUUCUGACGCUACCACUUGCAGUAAUGAUCGUGUUGCGGCUGCAGUAACUUCCGCAUCUCAUCCAACGCGCCUUCAGUUCAAUGAAGAUCCAACGGAAGACAAAUUCUACUCGUUUACGUACGGGUCGAGCAUUCAUUUGUCCAAUAUUACCCACAUUAACCAAUUCGAGAUGACUUUUGCCACGGACGUGGCUGAUGGAGUCUUGGCCUGUUUUUAUGAUGACACAAGAGUUGACAAGGCGUUCUUGACGAUCGAUGUGGCCAAUGGAAAUUUGAGGAUUUUUGGGAAAGAAGUCGAGGAAAAAGUAAGUGGAAAUCUUCUAUCAGUCUGUGGGGAAAAUAAUGAGCACUCUGUCGCAUCGAAAAUUGCAUCGCCGUCGAAAAAAUGAAUGGUGUUGCGGGAAAAUCAAAUUUCUCUUCACUUCAGCGACGCGAUCAGCGUAGCAAAAUUGUUCGUUGUUGUGCUCAUUAUUUUCCCGACAGAAUGAAAAAUUUUUUUUAAAAUACGACGUCCCGAUAUUCUGGUCCAUACAUUUUACGGGAUACGACUAAAGUCAGUCUGCCGGAAAUACAACAUUCCCAGGUCCGAAGCAAGAUUGCCUACUACUUUUUGGCCGGCGGAUGGGCCUUGCGAAUUCAGUUUACCAACAAGAAAAAUUUAGGAUUAAAAGUGAAAAAAAUGCAGGUAUUUUUUUUUAAUAAGGCAGCGCACCGUAAAAACAUGCCUAGACUUUUUGGUCCGUCUACAGGGUGCGCCAAAAAUAUUGGGACAAAAAUCAAUUCCGUGUAGCUUUUUUCGGCUGGCCUUGGAAUCAAAACUUUUGGCCGUUUUAGCAAGGGUAACAGUCUUGCUAUACGGCAACGGUAAUGCCAGGGUUGGGGCCUAUUGCAAACUUGAAAAAAUAUUCAAAAGUUUUUGGGGGACCAAAAUUUUCUUUUCAAGUGGAUGACCGGGAAAUCAAUUUGGCCAUUAUUUCCGCUAAGGGAAAGUAAGAUCCUUCAAAUUUAUUGUGUUUAAAGCACAUGCUAUUCACUUCGUAACAACGUAUGUAAUCAUGGUUGACGACCGAUAUAGCGACGCUGGUCGAAAAAACAAAAAAAAAAUCCCGAAAGUUCGGAUUUUUAUGUUUUUAACGAUCUCAAUACCACAGUAUCGCCCGUGUUGCUCUAAAAUUUUGUGGUUAUAGAGUGUGUACAUAGGGAAUUGUCAUAUUGUAAAAGAAAAUCUACACCUACAAGGGGGCAGUUUCUGUAUGGAAAAAACUUUAUGGUGCGGAUUGGAGGCACGGUCCUUCGAAGCUUGAUAUAUUUUGGCAGUUUACUACAAGUUGAAAAGUACUUGAGCGUAAAAAUCGACGUAACGCUAUACUCGGGAUACAUGCUGACACAACUGAUUUAUUUUUAGCGAUCUUCAGUCCAAGCUCACUUGACGAGCAACCUUAGAGUAAAUUCUACCGCUGUAGUCACUAUUUCAUGCCCCAGAGGCAGCAGAUAAAAAAAUAAUUUUUCAAAGACGACUAGUCAGACUCUCGUUGUCCUUAUAAAAGUAUCACUGAUGCCUAAUACGCUGGGAACCUUACAUGGAAACUUCUACAUAAAAAUCGUUGAUCUUACGGAAGUUUUCUGGAAAACGGCGCGUUUUUAGGUCGACUUUGACGGGCUGUAAAAUAUGUAAUCGUCAUUAUAAGUAAAAAUCAUUUUUAGUGUAUAAAAAGCGACCGCUACUCUGUCAUAUAAAGUGAAUUUCUGCCAUAGCAUGCAACGGUAAAACUAGUGUUUCCAAUUUUUAUCCAUUUUGGGGUCCGUGUCUCAGGGGCCUUAGUUGUGAGCACUUAUAAUGGCAGAACAGGUGUCGUAUACGACUACUCUGUCUGAAACUUUGAAGAUAGAUUCUUGGGAGCAUUGCACGUUUGCACAAGCGACCACUUUGCUCUUGUACCAUUGCAGCCCGCAGGGCAAGUAAAAAUAUGAGUCCCAAUAUUUUUGGCGCACCCUGUAGUAUUCACCACAGACUAUAAAAUAAGAUUCGUCGGGGCAGGUUAGUUCAAAUUGCGCGCCACUUGCAAAGCAAUCGCUAGGGGAGGUCGCAGUUUCUAAACGGCAAGGACUUUUUCUACUCUUACAGCGACCGCUCGACUAAGGCUGGAUUCUUAAAUUGUAUACGCUAUAAGAAAAAUCUUUUCAUUGCGUCUUUCCAAGCCUACACACAUAAAAUUCCUUUGUUUCAGAAGUCCGUGGAUUUUGUCAACGACGGGAAAUGGCACAAGAUUACGCUGAAACAUUUUGAUGGCAAGCUGAACUUCACGAUAGCUCAAUGCGUUGAAUCUGACGUCUGCAACUCAACCGCUUUCGAGUCAUUUUCAUGGCCAAGUCUUGGGCUUGCAAAUUUUAAAAGCCUCUUUAUCGGCGGACUUGGCAACUCUUCGUUUCUGGACGCCCAUCAACAAGUUGCGUCCGCCCCGGAUUUCCAUGGAUGUAUGGCCAACCUAAAAGUCGAUCAAAAAUCCGUUGAAAUGUCGCGCGGCGGGUUCACAGCGACAAACUUGCUUACUAGAUGCUAUGUUGUUGCGGAGAACAAGGCCGCUUUCGAAGACCACUGCGGAAAUGGGAAAGAAAUCAAGUUUUAUGGCGAAGAUUACUGUGUCUGCGAGGAUAAUGCGGUUGGAAAUACUUGUAAUUAUGGUAAGCAUAGGAAGCGGAAUUUUGGAACAAUAUUAAGUUGGGGACCUGAUCCAGUGGCAAAAAACGAUUUUGCUUUCGGGAAGCAUCAAAAAUGCGGCAAAAUGCUUCCCUCUCCAAGUGAAAAAACUUCAUUUUGAAGGGCGCGCCAUUUCCCUCACAAAAAAAGCGGACUUGAGAAAUUUCCUGUUUUUCAGUCUGUCGGGAAAAUAAUGUGGAUUUUUCGAAGCAAAAAUGUCUCUAAACGUCCAAGCUUGAAUUGUCAUCUUUAUGGGCUCAUUGUCAGAGGAAGACUUGACCCAAAAUUGGGUUUGUAUCAGUCUGUCGGGAAAAUAAUAUGGAUUUUCCGCAGCGAUAUGUCUUGCCUUGUCACAGUUGACUCAAAUCUCCAGCCUCAACUACUCGUCGCAAAGCGAAUGGACAAUUUUAAGACGCGACGAAUCCGCAUUAUUUUCCCGACAGACUGAUAUCAUAGACAUGCUUUUUUGUGUCGGAGCUUGAUUUUUUUUAUCAUAAUUCCCUCUUCAGAUGACACUACAAUAUCGGACAAGCUCCUAUAUCUCAAGUUGAUCCCCACGGAGCAAUUCAAACGAACAAUUCAUUUUCAACCAAAAAAUUCAACAGCCAUUGUAAAUUCUAUUAGUCUGCCCAGCAAACGGCUGCAACGGCGUGCAGCUGACAAAACUAGCGGGGAAGAGAUUGAAAAUCAGCCAGAGGACGACUACAAUGUCGUUGAAUUUUACCUACGGACAUUUUCAACGAACACUCGACUAGUGUCGAUCACAUUUCCAAGCCUGACGCUGGAAUUGUACAGGAUAAACACGACGAUAAAACUGAAAAUCGAGGAGAGGUUAAAGAAUGUUGAGGUGAUAGAGUUUGAGGACCGUUACGACUUUUCUUUAUGGACGAGAAUAACGGUAAGUGAAGCAAAAUUUUCUUAUCAGUCUGUCGGGAAAAUAAUGAACACCCUGUCGCGUCGAAAAUCGCAUCGCCGCCGAGGAAAUGAAUUAUCUUGCAAAAAAAUUAAAGUGCUUUUCAAUUCAGCGACGCGAUCGGCGCAGCAACAUUGUACUAUACUCAUUAUUUUCCCGACACACCGUGAUGUUCGUUUUUCCCCCCACCUUAGCUUGUCCCCACCUUUUUUGGGUCCCUUUUGUCACCAGUCGGUUUUUGCCGCAAGGCGGUAAUGUCCCCAAUAUUUUGUUUCUUGUUAGAUGUAGAUAUACAGUAGAGGACAGGAUCCAGUGGCAAAAAACGUACCAUUUCGCAUCCGGGAUGUAUCGAAAAUGCAGCAAGAUACCUGCUUCUCCAAGUGAAAAAACUCCGUUUUGAAGAGCGCGCCUUUUCCCUUACAAAAAGAGCGGGCGCGCUUUUGAAAUCGCAGUCUUUCACUUGGAAAUACAGGUAUUUUCCACAUUUUUUGAUACUCCCCGGAUGCAAAAUGGCACGUUUUUUGCCCAUGGGUCAGGUCCGCCAGUCUAGUUGAUAAUGUCUUCAAAUCUUCAGCUCGGCUUUAACGACUACGGCCAAAUAAUGUUAAAGGUCGGAGAGGACUUCAAGACCAUCGAGAAGACCAAUCUGAAGAGGUCUAUGGCUCUGACGAAGCUCAGUUCGAUCGAGAUUGGCAGCCUUGCCAAUACCUCUUCUCCCAAUGCAUCCCUGGAUGGCUGUAUUCGUCGGCUGACAUUCAAUGGCCAACUGCAGAUUACGAAUAGUAAAAAGCAGAUCUUGAUGGGGAAUCAGGUGAGAAGAACGACUUUUUUCGACUAUCAGUCUGUCCGGAAAAGAGCGUGGAUUUGUUCGCACUUGGGGCCGUUUCUUUUAGGCAUUGUUUAUGCUAUCUUUAACAGAGUAAUGAGGGAAAUGACGCAUCGAAAAUCGCAUCACGGCCGAGAAAAUUAAUUGUAUUCAUUAUUUUCCCGACAGACCUAUAUUUUUUUCCUUUUUCAGUUUUUCCACACCAAUUUCCCCAAGCGCUCUCCCAAACUCGGAUGUCUCAAAGCCGCCCUCUGCCAGCCACAUCAGCCCUGCCCCUUCAACGAGGCCGUAACCGUAUUCGCGUUAACAGUUAGAACCUGGAUCGUGAUUCUCAGCGGUUUCAUUACCACCUCCUCGCUGGCUAUUAUUCUCCUCGGGAUUUUCCGCAAACGCCAACGAACCAAGAAGGUUGCGAAAAAUUGUCAACGGAUUUCGAAUAUGAAGCUGAUCUCAACCUGUGGAAGGCCGGGCUGCAAGGAUUUGGCGUGUCGCUACGACUUUCAACGGCCAUUCCAGCAGAGUUAUGAGCCCGGGUUCGCGGAUCCAUAUGGAUCGCAGAGCGUGAGCAAUGAGGACGCUAGUUGCUCUUGUGACUUGGUAGGUGGAAAGAAAUGUCUAUACAAAGUUAGCCACUUCCAGCUGCCCGCGAAUGUCAAACUGAGAUAAGCUAAAACAGUCCGGUGAAUGGAUUGGCCAUUUGCCAAAAAAAGACGCGAAAAAACGUUUUGUCGGGGAAGAAAUGGGGAAUUUUUGGGGCGAGAGAUUACGUUUUUGCGUGUCUUUUUUCUCUCUUUCUCUGCGCAAUCAAGACAAAGUGUAAAAAACCGAUAGCGAAGAGUCUAUUCCGGUCUCCGGACACCUCAGUUUGACGUGCGCUUUGCUUUUAGUCUUGAAAAUAUGCUUUCUUUCUCUUACCAUACACUAUGCUAGGAGAGCUAAACUUCUGCAAAAAAAUCAAUUCUGUUGAUGAAAAGUUAGCAAAGAUACCUCCAGAAGUGUUUUACUCAAAAUUUAAAGAAAAUAGGGGCUCCACAAAACUCAAAGCUUUGCUCAUUAUUUCUGAUGACAUUUAAUGAUUGAUGUGUGUACUAGACGGGCCAAAAGCUCAAGUUCAAGUUCGAUAAUUCAUGAAAUUCAUGUUAAGGUUUAAGCCCAAGUUCAGACAUAAACUUGAGCUCUUGCGGAGCUCUGAUCUGUGGCAUUUCCCUAUCAACUUGCGCCAUAUUUUACCAGUAUCAUUUCCCUUUUCUAAAAUUUUUUGCUGAAUCAAAACUAUUCUUCAAUUUUUCAGCAGGACUUUAUCUCCAAUCCGAGUGUGACCUACCACUCGAACUACAUGAAUGUCCAGUCACUCUCCAGCUUCCAGCCACCUCCCACCUACGACUAUCCCACGCGAGCGGUCUCCGCCGACUACGCCAAGCCAAUCUCAAUCCUCUACUCGCCUCGCAUGGAAGUGGGCUAUGUUCUGAGCGACGAAGACGAUCUCAAUACAUCAGCGGAGACGGCGUUCUAUCAUGAAGUGGAUUACGCAACUCCGACGAGGAAUUUUCAACAAAAUUACGUGUAA
Messenger RNA from Bursaphelenchus xylophilus (pine wood nematode), 17511 nucleotides. NCBI's taxonomy places the organism in Eukaryota, Metazoa, Nematoda, Chromadorea, Rhabditida, Aphelenchoididae. The record is from the annotation of a GenBank genome assembly.